Molecule: messenger RNA, 1077 nt
Organism: Syngnathus acus (greater pipefish)
Lineage: Eukaryota; Metazoa; Chordata; Actinopteri; Syngnathiformes; Syngnathidae
Product: metabotropic glutamate receptor 3-like
Exons: 3
Coding region: 1-1059 (352 amino acids)
Biological process (GO): G protein-coupled glutamate receptor signaling pathway; regulation of synaptic transmission, glutamatergic
Cellular component (GO): membrane
Molecular function (GO): group II metabotropic glutamate receptor activity
Source: RefSeq, a predicted model, not a curated record
AUGUCUCUGGGUAGCUCCCCAGUGUUGGGGGUGCGCCCUGUGCCCCGACCCCUCUGGCUGUCCCACAUGGUCCCCUUGGUCAUAUGCGUGACUCUACUCCAAAAAGAGAUCACGCUGGAAGGAGAUCUGAUGAUCGGCGGUCUCUUCCCCGUGCACCAGAAAGGUGAGGCUGCCGAGGACUGCGGGAAGAUCAACGCUCAGCGAGGAAUCCAGCGACUGGAAGCCAUGCUGCUCGCUCUCGAUGAAAUCAACAGGGACGAGCGCAUCUUGCCCGGGAUUCAUUUAGGAGCUCAUAUAUUGGACACGUGCUCCAAGGACACGUACGCUCUGGAGCAGUCGCUGGAGUUUGUCAGGGCUUCACUCACCAAAGUGGACGACAGUGAGUACACGUGCCCCGACGGAUCCUACGCCAUCCAUGAUGAAGUCCCGUUGGCCAUCUCUGGAGUUAUAGGAGGAUCGUACAGCGACGUUUCCAUUCAGGUGGCCAACUUGCUACGCCUCUUUCAGAUCCCUCAGAUCAGUUAUGCCUCCACCAGUGCCAAACUCAGCGACAAGACUCGCUACGACUACUUCGCCCGUACCGUGCCCCCAGAUUUCUUCCAGGCUAAGGCGAUAGCCGAAAUCCUCCGUUACUUUAACUGGACGUACGUAUCGACGGUGGCGUCGGAAGGCGAUUACGGCGAGACGGGUAUCGACGCCUUUCAACAGGAGGCUCGAGCCCACCACAUCUGCAUCGCCACGUCGGCCAAGGUGAGCCGUUCCAUGAGCCGCUGGAGCUACGAGAACGUGAUCCGCUCCCUGCAGCAGAAGUCCAACGCCAAGGUGGUCAUCAUGUUUACGCGCAGCGAAGACGCCCGUGAGCUCCUGGUGGCGGCCAACCGCAUGAACGUCACCUUCACCUGGGUGGCCAGCGAUGGAUGGGGGGCACAGGAGAGUGUGGUGAGGGGCAGCGAAGCCGUUGCGGACGGCGCGUUCACCAUCGAGCUGGCCUCCUAUCAGAUCCCGCAGUUUAAUGACUACUUCACGGCUCUCCAUCCGUCUCAUUUGCACAAAAGCUAGCAAACAGAGAACUCUUGA